AUGCAUAUUGCCAACGCCGGUCUGCGGCGCGAGCCCGGAGCUACCAACAACAACGGGGAUGGGAACAAGCAUCCGGACGGCCACGCGAAAGUCGACUCGCCCACCAUGGGGCGGGCAGAGGGGCGUGAUAAGCCUAUCAGAGGGGCUGACGAUAACCGCACCGAGUAUAACCGCACCGAGGACAACCGCACGAUAAACGUUAGGACCGGAGGGCGGGUGCUGACCCCCGAGGAGCACUGGCGGCGCUACCGGCCGCAGCUGGCGACGCGGUACGGGCACUGGCGAUUCUGGUUACCAGCGCAGGGGCGAGAGGCGAAGCUGUCGCUGGAGCUGCUGCGCGAAAUCACACCCGCGGAGGUGGAGAGCGGUGCAGAGGAGUACGUGCUGCGGGUAAGAUGCUCAUGUCCCUACCCCUGUCCCUACCCCUGUCCCUACCCCUGUCCCUACCCCUGUCCCGGCCCUUGUCCCUGCCUCUGUCCCUGCCCCUGCCUCUGUCCCUGCCCCUGCCUCUCUUACCCUCUCUCUGUCUCCUCCCGCACAGCACGAGCAGUUCAAGCGGUGGCGGGACUUACCAAGCAACGUGGCGGAGGGCGCGUGGCCCUUCUCCUCACUUCAACUGGAAAGAGGACUUGUGAGCCAAGGUGGCAGAAGGCGCAUGGUUGUCCUCCUGUGAAGCAGCUGGGCGACUACCCAUCUCCUUCCCCUCACCCCUCUCUCUCCACGCAUGGCUAUCCACCCAUCUCCUUCCCCUCACCCCUCUCUCUCCACCCCCUCUCCUUCACUCUCACUCUCUCCUUUGCUCCUUCCCCGCACAGCACGAGCAGUUCAACCGGCAGGGGGACUUCCCAGCCAAGGUGGCAGAGGGCGCGUGGCCCUUUUAAUAUGCGCGCGCCAGCCAUGCCAGCGGCAUCGCGCUGCCCUAUGGCAUCUACAGCCACACCAAUUCACUUUCUCCUCCCCCAUGAUCCCUCCGCACAGCACAAGCAGUUCAAGAGGAAAGGUGAUUUCCCAGCCAAGGUGGCGGAGGGCGCGUGGCCCUUCUCCUGUGCGCGCGCCAGCCAUGCCAACGGCAUCGCCCUGCCCUAUGGCAUCUACAGCCAUGGCGCACACGUGCUCUGCCCCAGCGCACUGCUCAACGUGGCCUUUUCGGAAGCUUCCUUGUCGCUGAGGCAAGACGACACUGUCCUACCAACAGACAUGCACAACAAGUCGCACACUAGUGGCAGUGCCGCCAGCUACCAAGCUACUGACGGAACCACAAGCCCUUCCAGCCAAUCCCUGCAUGACACGUGGGCCAGCCCUCACUGGAAGACUCCUCUGCCGACCCACCUGCCUGCCUCCCUCCCCUCUCUCCCUCCCAAGCCUCUCUAUGGAGUUCCCCACUACAUCUAUGCUGACCUCUAUGCUACACCUCUUCCUGAGCACCCCAACAAGAGGCUGGAAACCCAGAACAUGGAGGUAUUUUCAGGGUACUUGGCAGGGAUACCCGAGGCCCAGCAAAACAAGUAUGGUGUUUGGGCACUGCCUAGGGGCGUGGUGGUGGCUAUGCCGUCCCCCUUAGAGCCAAUGCUCAGCCGCGAGGGGGGAGGAGAAGGGGAGGAGUUUUGGCUGGUUGUGACGUAUGUGAGGGGGGGAGGGGAAGGGGUGCAGGGUGGUGGUGGUGAUGGAAUUCGUGAGGAGCGAGGAGGGGAGGAAUUGGGUGUAGGUGAAGGAGAGGAGGACCUGAGGGAUGGGCUUGAGGAUACAGGGUACAUGGCAGAAGGAGAGUGGAAGGUGCAGCAGGUGGUGAUAGCGUAUGAUGCACAGGGGCAGUUUGACUAUGUGAAGCACACCAGGUUCAUGUGA
Messenger RNA from Closterium sp. NIES-65, 1845 nucleotides. The record is from the annotation of a GenBank genome assembly. Lineage: Eukaryota; Viridiplantae; Streptophyta; Zygnematophyceae; Desmidiales; Closteriaceae.